Messenger RNA from Cornus florida, 1825 nucleotides. RefSeq lists its product as uncharacterized. The transcript is spliced from 6 exons. Gene Ontology annotation, molecular function: protein binding. The coding region runs from base 161 to 1531 and encodes 456 amino acids. The record is from RefSeq and is a predicted model, not a curated record. NCBI's taxonomy places the organism in Eukaryota, Viridiplantae, Streptophyta, Magnoliopsida, Cornales, Cornaceae.
CAGACGGAUGCCGUUCAUUACUCUUUUAUAUCUAGGGAGGAGACUGAGGGGUAGAGGCACCAAAACCCUAGAACGCAUCUACACGCCGCAGCAGAGAGAGAUCUCUUCUGCAAUGUUAUAGCCCCAUUGCAGCUCCGACGGAGGAGGGAGGUAACUAAAGAUGGAGGAUGAGGAAGUAUCAUUGUUUUUGGUUGCGACUUUUGUUGGUGGGCCAUAUUGGGCUGCAAUUUAUGAAAUCAAAUUUGGAGGAGGAGGAGGAGGAGGAGGAGGAGGAGGAGGAGGAGGAUCUAAAAUUGCAAGAGUUAGUCCUCUGCACAAAGCGUUUAAAAGCUGCUUAGAGAAAGAUAGACCAUAUUCACCGGUUGGUUGUGAUAUCUCAGGAUCGCACAUGUGCUUGAUGUAUUCAUAUUGGCUCAUUAAGGAGGAGGAAUAUAAUCAGUAUCGACCCCUUCUUUUUGAUACAAUUACCAAAAAGAUUUCUGAUUUGCAUUGGCCAAAUGCAUCAAAACCUUUUCCCAAGGUGAUGGCUGUCCGUGGAAGUUUUUUUGCGCUUGCUGGAGGUACCAUGGUUUCUCCACGCCUCCGCAUCAAGCCUCCCCAUUUCGAACAUUUGGGGGAUGAAGGGUGGAGUUGUUCUUCCCUACCUGAGACUCGCUCCUGGGAAGGAUCAGCCAAGACUGUCUCUGGUUAUGCCGUCAUCAAUGACUGUGUUCUCAUUUCAGUUUAUGAUUUUAUUUCCAUUAUUCCCAUAACUGAAUUCUAUUGUUACAAAGUCGGGAGUUCAAUGAAGGAGUGGCAGGUCGUCAAAAAGGCAGACAAGAUAAAGAAACACAGGGCCUUCAGUGGAAAGGCUGAAUAUGUUGAGGAUUGCAUAUACGCUUUCGGAUUUUAUGAUAACUUAUUUGCUUGUCGUGUCAUAUUUUCUGAUGAAGGUGAUGGUGUCAUUAAAUCUCUUGGCGUUCCUAAGGAAAUUACCGGACUGCACUUUGAAACUCUACCAUUGGAUUAUGAGAUGUCAAUUUCGGAGAAUUGCUUAGUUCAUUUGGGAGGGAGAAUAUUUUGUAUGAUGAAGACUGGUUUCCAUGUUCAGCCCUCCAACUUUCAAUGUGUUUCCAUCUUGAUCGUCAAAGUUUCUCAUGAGAUGAAGCUUUCAAUUUUGUAUUCAAAUAUUUGCGCCUUGGAUAUAGAGAACCUCGGUCCGGCAAAUUUAACAUCACUUUGUGUGGACUUCCGGUCGAGUAAAUAUGGCUCGAAGACUGAUUUCUGGACAAGAGGUCCUAAGAUUCUGUCUGAGCAGUUUGAGGAUCCCAAUCCACCAAUGCCAGAACCUGAGGCUGAAUCAGUGGAUUAUUUCCUGCAAUCGCUGGGCCUUCAAAAAUAUUCAAUGUCAUUCAAAAAUAAGCAAAUUGGUAUGGCUGCCCUUGGACACAUGACUAAUGAGGAACUCAUGGCUUUAGGAUUACCAAUGGGUCCAAGAAGGAAGAUACUUGCGGCAUUAAAUUCUAAACUUGGACAUUUGGGAGUUGACUAGGUUCCUUUGCUUGUUCGCGUGGAGGUCAAUGUUUGGACUAACAUCUUGCAAUUCAUCCGGCCUGUGUUUUAACUCGUGUGACCUUGCUUUAACUUUUUGGGAUUAAUAUAUUUGUUUAUAUUGUUGGAAGUGGCUUCAGUAAGGUUAUCAUUUCUGUUGAACCUUUAGAAGAUUGAUAGCAUCUUUUUGGAGUCAUUUGAUGUUCAACUUUGGUAAUGUCUGCCCAUCCCUCUCCAUUGUCUUUUCUAGUAUAUUGAUUUUAUGUUUAUUGAUAAAUGAAUUUGUAUUCUGCCA